GAGCUGUGUCUCUUUAAGUUGCGACUAAAGCCGAUUAGGGUCGAUUCUGCUUUUAGCGUCUGUUCACUCAAUCGGUUUUUAUAUGUUAUUGUGUGCACUAGGCGAUCAGACGGUUAAUGAGAUCUUAGUGGACUUAAGCGGACUCUUCAGUCGCACGGCUGUGGUUUACUGUUCAGGUUGUUUGUGUGUUUCUCACGGAUCGGAUUAUUCCUGACUUGCCUUUCUCUAUCAUUUCAGCUUUCUUACUUUUUUUUUUUUUUUUACACCUCCGUCCCCGAUGAUGAUGAUGAAGAUGAUGAUGAUGAUGGUGAUCUCAUGCAAAGCGCUGUAAGAAUUCGGGCUGUAAAAUGCAGAAGAGUGUGCGCUACAAUGAGGGGCACGCACUUUUCCUCUCGAUCAUCGCGCGGAAGGAGGGAACCAAACGGGGCUACUUGAGCAAGAAAGCAGCCGAGAACAGUCGCUGGAACGAAAAAUACUUUGCUCUGUACCAAAACAUCCUUUUUUACUUUGAGAAUGAGCAGAGCACCAGGCCGACGGGGAUUUACUUACUGGAAGGGAGCACCUGCGAGCGCGCAUCAGCGCCCAAAGGAUCCGCAGGCAGCCGAGACAGUUCAGAUAAGCAGCAGCACUAUUUCCUGGUCAUCUUCGGCCAUGACGGGCAGAAAUCUCUGGAGUUGCGAACCGAAGAGGAUACAGACUGUAAUGAGUGGGUGGAAGCCAUUCAGCAAGCCAGCUACUCUAAUCUCAUCAUUGAGCGUGAAGUGCUUAUGCAAAAGUACAUCCACCUGGUCCAAAUCAUGGAGACAGAGAAGGUGGCUGCCAAUCAACUUCGCACACAGCUUGAGGACCAGGAUACAGAAAUUGAAAGGCUCAAGGCUGAGGUUGGGACCCUAAAUAAAUCUAAGGAAAAAAUGUUGCCUUGCCUUACCAAUCAAGAAGAAGAUGAUCCUGAUAUAAAGAAAAUAAAGAAGAUACAAAGCUUUAUGCGUGGCUGGCUUUGUCGGAGAAAGUGGAAGAUCAUUGUUCAAGACUACAUCUGCUCACCCCAUGCUGAAAGCAUGAGGAAGAGGAACCAGAUUGUUUUCAACAUGUUGGAAGCAGAGACCGAAUAUGUCCUCCAGCUGUCCAUCCUGGUGAACUGCUUUCUGAGGCCACUCAGGAUGGCUGCCAGCUCCAAAAAACCCCCAAUUGGCCAUGAUGAUGUUAGCAGCAUUUUCCUCAAUAGUGAAACUAUAAUGUUUCUACAUGAGAUAUUUCACCAAGGUUUAAAAGCAAGAAUCGCCAACUGGCCAAGAUUGGUUUUAGCUGAUCUUUUUGAUAUAUUGUUGCCAAUGUUAAACAUCUAUCAAGAAUAUGUACGGAACCACCAGUACAGUCUUCAGGUUCUAGCAAACUGUAAACAGAACCGGGACUUUGACAAGCUCCUGAAACAGUACGAGUCCAACGCGGCCUGUGAAGGCAGAAUGCUGGAGACAUUUCUGACCUACCCAAUGUUUCAGAUUCCUCGAUACAUCAUCACUUUGCAUGAACUGCUUGCCCAUACUCCCCAUGAGCAUGUAGAACGCAAGAGUCUGGAUUUUGCCAAGUCAAAACUGGAGGAGCUGUCCAAAAUGAUGCAUGAUGAAGUGAGUGACACGGAGAACAUCCGUAAGAAUCUCGCCAUUGAGCGCAUGAUUGUGGAGGGCUGUGACAUCCUCUUGGACACCAGCCAGACCUUUGUACGGCAAGGCUCCCUGAUCCAGGUCCCUUCAGUGGAAAGAGGUAAACUGAGCAAAGUCCGCCUAGGAACACUGUCGCUGCGCAAAGAGGGUGAGCGCCAAUGUUUCCUCUUCACCAAACACCUCCUGAUCUGCACUCGCACCUCAAGCGGAAAGCUGCAUUUGCUCAAACAAGGAGGCACUCUGUCUCUGAUAGACUGUACCCUCAUUGAAGAGCUAGAUGCCAAUGAUGAAGACUAUACUGCGGCAGGUCAGGGUUUUAGUCAUUUAGAAUUUAAGCUACUGGUUGAGCCAGCUGAUGGGCCGUCCUUCUCAGUAGUCCUGCUGGCCCCAUCUCGCCAGGAGAAAGCUGUCUGGACCAGCGAUAUCAGCCAGUGUAUUGAUAAUAUUCGCUGCAAUGGCCUUAUGACCAGUGUUUUUGAAGAGAACUCCAAGGUUACUGUGCCUCACAUGCUCAAGUCAGACACACGGCUACACAAUGAUGAUGUGGAUAUUUGCUUCAGCAAAACGCUCAACUCCUGCAAGGUGCCACAGAUCCGCUAUGCCAGCGUUGACCGUCUGCUGGAGCGGCUCACUGACCUGCGCUUCCUCUCCAUUGACUACCUUAACACGUUCCUGCACACAUACCGCAUCUUUACCACUGCAGCUGUGGUCAUGGACAAGUUAAAUGACAUCUACAAGAGGCCUUUCACCUCCAUUCCUGUAAGAAUUCAGUACCACUCAUCUGACCGCUUGUCCAUCUCCUCCGUCUGUCCAGACUACAGCCUGAAGGUCACAAGGCUUGCCCUGGACCAGUCAAAGUCGCUUGAGCUAUUUUUUGCCACUAACCAGGGCCCAUGGGGCAAUGAGCUCCUGAACAACAAGUCCCCCCGACUGUCACGCAAGUUCUCUACACCUCCUCCUCUCUCAAUCCCUUCCCGGACAUCCUCGCCCAUGCAUUGCCGUAAACUCUCACUCAGCUCACCUGUGAGUGGGGGCAAAGCCAUGGCUCUGGAUCUUUCAGCCUCAUCCUUGGCAGUCAGUAGUCCCACAUCUACCUACAACCCCAUGGUCCUUUCUCCACCACCCAACUGUACUAAGGCUCCACUGGACCUGAGCAAGGGCCCCACUUCACCAGAGCUAGGCCCCACCACUCCAGAGAAAGAUUUCAUAGAGUCUAUGUCAUUUGACAAGUUCAUCCCAGAGACACCUACCUCUGUCGAGUCAGGAGAUUCAUCUCUGUGCAGCUUGCCCUCUACCCCUUCCUCUACUCCACGCCAUCCUCGUUACAGACAGCCUGGAGGUCAGUCCAUGGAGAAUCUGCGCUGUACAGUGUCCCCUGCCUCUGCCUUUGCCAUCGCCACAGCAGCAGCUGGACACAGUGGCCCUCAAGGUUUCACCAGCCCAGAGAAGUCAUAUGAUAAGGAGUUUCUUAUCCGCCGAGCCGCUACAAACAGGGUGCUCAAUGUCCUGCGGCACUGGGUUUCCAAACACUCCCAGGACUUUGAUAUGAACAGUGAACUGAAGGCGGAAGUGAUCACUCUGCUAGAGGAAGUGCUGAGGGAUCCCGACCUGCUACCUCAGGAAAGAAAAGCCACAACCAACAUGCUAAGUGCCCUUUCUCAAGAAGAAUCAGAUGACACACAGCUUAAAAUUAACGAUAUUCUCCAAACGGCCAAAUAUCCCAAAAUGGAGUGUUUUGAGUCUCUGUCUGCUAUGGAGCUGGCUGAGCAAAUCACCUUACUGGACCAUAUUGUGUUCAGAAAUAUUCCCUAUGAGGAAUUUCUUGGCCAAGGAUGGAUGAAAAUGGACAAAAAUGAAAGAACACCAUACAUCAUGAAGACCAGUCAGCACUUCAAUGAUAUGAGUAAUCUGGUGGCAUCUGAGAUCAUGUCCCACACAGAGGUGAGCUCCAGGGCGAACUCAAUUGACAAGUGGUUGGCAGUGGCUGAUAUCUGUCGCUGCCUCAACAACUACAACGGAGUGUUGGAGAUCACAUCCGCUCUCAAUCGCAGUGCCAUAUUUAGGUUGAAAAAGACCUGGGCUAAAGUCUGCAAGCAGGCCAAAGCAUUAAUGGACAGGCUGCAGAAAAUAGUGUCUUCUGAAGGAAGGUUUAAAAACCUAAGAGAAACCCUGAAAAACUGCAAUCCCCCAUGUGUGCCAUAUUUGGGGAUGUACCUAACAGACUUGGCAUUUAUUGAAGAAGGUACACCGAAUUUCACAGAAGAGGGGCUGGUCAAUUUCUCCAAAAUGAGAAUGAUUUCUCACAUCAUAAGGGAGAUACGCCAGUUUCAGCAGGCCCCCUACAGGAUAGAGCAUCAACCCAAGGUGACACAGUUCCUGCUUGACAAAAUGCUCGUUAUGGAUGAUGACACACUGUAUGAACUUUCUCUAAGGCUUGAACCAAGAGUCCCACCUGGCAACUAGAGUAAUCUUUUAGCCCUUCUGUGAGCCCAUCCUGGAACAUUACAUAUGGACAGAAAAAGUAUUUCCUACUUUGGCAACUGGCCGGGAAAUGCUUAGGUAAAUGUGAAAAUGAGGAGAGAUCAUGAUUGUCUUUCCAGUUUGUUUACGAUCACACAUGACAUUUAUACAGUUCAGGGCAGAUGUUUUAAUACACUUAGACUGAUGGUAUUCAUUAAUAUUUUUUGUUACCUUAUAUUUCUUUUGGUAAGUCAAUUAGGGCAUUUAAUUUCUUCAAAUCAGAGGUCAUUUGAAAACAAUUAAUUAGCAAAAAGGGUAUUUCUACCAAUUUCUACUAAACCAUGAGACAACAACAAAAGAACUGGUGAGAGGCAUCAGGUACCAGAGUCACUCUGGAUAAUGUAGUUAAGAGAGUCCAGCAUCACCAUGGUCUGAAGGAGACUGUUGAAAGCCUGUCCUCCAAGACUGGCAUUAAAACAAGCCAGGAUUAGGUUUUUAGGCAAGAUUCAGGCUGUUGGAGGAGUGUUCUCAGGUCAGAUGAAGUAAUUUAAAAAAAUGUACUGCGUGGCCAUAAUGAUCAAAGAUUGUAUUGUAUUGGGGGAAAGGGUGAGGCUUAUAAUUUAAAUUGAGGCAUUUAAUUUUUCAUCCCUAUUGUAAAGUAUGAUGGUGAGAGCAUCGUCUUGUGGAAUUGUGCGUUUGCUGAAAAAGCGACUGGUGUUCUUUAAAAAAAAUAAUUCAGUGGAUGGUGUCAUGAGAAAGGAGGAUUAUCUUAAAAGAUAUUAUAUUAUUCUAUAAAAGAAUACUGACGCAACACCUCAAGACAUUAUCCAGAAGUUAAACGUGGUCACAACUGAAUUAAUAGGACACUGACCCUAAAUGUACCUUCUUCUUUUUUUUAAGGAAUUGUAAGAUGUAAAAACACAAAGUAAAAAUAUUGACGUGACCAUUAUAAAGCCCUGACCGUAACCCAGUUCUCAAUUUAAAAAAAGAAGAAAAAAUGUGUCCGAGAAAGGAGGACGUCAAACCUGACUGAUUUAUACUGGUUCUGAUCAAGAGAAAUUUCAGCAAAGUGUAGUGAAAAGCACGUGGAAGUCUAUAAAUUCAAGCCAUUAACAAUUAAAAAAACGCAAUGCUGGCAAAAACUGACAAACUGUAAGUAAAAUUUAAAAACUUUAUUAAAGUAAAUAAGAGAUGAAACACACUAUUAUUUUAUCCCUUUUAUGGAAUUAAAGUAGAUGUCCUAAUUGCGCCUAAUAGAAUCUGUAACCUUUUGGUCUUAAUUGUACACAGACACAUCCAUCUUAUUAAAUUGUUACUGUUAUCACGUUUCUUAUGAUAUAAUAUUUAUGGGACAUUUAAAAUGCUAGAUGUAGAAUAUUCUCUUAUAUAAUACUCAGGUCAUACUGUGCCUUUCUACUGAAUGCGGAAUAUCUGUGUAAAAUAAAAAUCAUACUCAAGGACAGAAUGAUUUGGACUUUCCUACAUUUUAAAAUGUUUGCACUGACAACAGAAUAUCAUGGAGCCAUGCUGAAACACAAUGACUUUAAUCAAAUAGGGUACUGAUGGUGUGAUAGACUGAACCUUUAUAACCUGGGUCACAUUUUAACACUUUUUGUUCAUGUCUCUUUGUUUCUAAAUGGCUGUGAAGGUGUUCAAUGUGGUCUAUUGCAUUAACAAUGGCUCCACCUACUGGAGAAGAGUGAAACAUCAUGCAAUCUCAGGGAUUAACCCCGCACAGCACCUUUAGUUAUUUGUGAAAUUAUAUAAGCGAUGAUAUAAAUAGAAAAUAAAAUGCUGCUUUUAAUGUGAUUUAUUUAUGUGAUUCAAUUUUUUUGAUAGCAGAUUGAAUGAUCUCAUAACACAAAUGUCUGAUUUAUGUUAAUAAGGUAUUAGUUUCGCAUUACUAAUAGUGUAUAUAAAAAGCAUUUACUCUGCAACUCAGAAGUACCAUGGGUAAGGUCUUUUUAUUUAAUUAAAAUUCCCAUCAAUUUUGUAGCAUUUGCUAUCUAAGAGAAAAUGAAAAUAAUUGGAAAAGGAUUUCUUAAAAUGUAAACAUCCUAGCAAUACUAAUAAUGUCCCAGCAUGACAGAAUAUCUUUUUAUUUGUAAACCUUUCAUUUCUGUUUUUGUAAUUGUAAAUAAUUUAACAGUUAACAUAUUCGUUUGAAUUGAAUAAGCCAUUUGUUUAUUUAAAAUGCUACUGUAAAUGUAAUCAGUGUAAUUGCUUGUUUGUUUUUUUAUGCACAAAGCUCUAUGUGAUUUAAUGCACUCAUUUGGUCUAUAUGUUGCUAGUUUAAAAUAGUCAGCUGCAAACAGUUAUAUCCCUUCAAAAAGUAAGCAUUGUAUGUGGAAUUAAAAAUACUCUGACUGACUACAUUA
Molecule: messenger RNA, 6499 nt
Organism: Clarias gariepinus (North African catfish)
Lineage: Eukaryota; Metazoa; Chordata; Actinopteri; Siluriformes; Clariidae
Gene: rasgrf2a
Product: Ras protein-specific guanine nucleotide-releasing factor 2a
Exons: 28
Coding region: 348-4124 (1258 amino acids)
Biological process (GO): Ras protein signal transduction; positive regulation of GTPase activity
Cellular component (GO): plasma membrane
Molecular function (GO): guanyl-nucleotide exchange factor activity; protein binding
Source: RefSeq, a predicted model, not a curated record